Suillus subaureus is the source of this 213-nucleotide messenger RNA. RefSeq lists its product as uncharacterized. NCBI's taxonomy places the organism in Eukaryota, Fungi, Basidiomycota, Agaricomycetes, Boletales, Suillaceae. The coding region runs from base 1 to 213 and encodes 70 amino acids. The record is from RefSeq and is a predicted model, not a curated record. The transcript is spliced from 2 exons.
AUGGCUUCAGUCGGCUUUUCGCCAGGUCUGGCCAUUGCGUCAUUGUUCUUUGACCAGCCUUUCUCUGUCUCGCUCUACGACUCUCGCACGACUCUUGUUUUAUCUCUCGAUUUCAGUUCAUUUCCCGCAUUCGAAAUUCAUUUGACGACCCUCACUUUCUUGCUCUAUACUCUCUUUCCCUAUUUGCAUUGGCUAGCUCCAGAUGCUCUCUAG